AGGCAACUCUUUGGAAAAUGUUGCCAUGGAGUUUGUAUUUCUGCCUUUUGGGCAUUGCAGAGAUAUUUGCUCUGCUUAGUAGCCUAAUUUCCAGCUGCUUAAAUGAGCCAUUUUGAAUAAACCCUCUUCUCAGUGAGUGUAAUGUAGAGACACAGAGGCACCUAGUGGACACAGGCUGUUACUACAUGUAACCACAGUACAUCUCCGGGCAGAGGGAAAGUGAAACUAAUAACAACCGUUACGGAAACGGUGGUGUGUGUGUGUAGCAACGGCGGGCGUGUUUACCGUGGUUGAAAAACGUUAGUCGGGAUGUUUGCUAGGCUUCGUGCCUGCAGCCGUAAUGGAGACCGACGCUUGGGACAAAAGCAGGACGGUGGUCGUGUCCGGUGUGCCCGACGUGCUACCCGUCAGCAGGAUGACCGACAAGCUGACUAUUCAUUUCCAAAGCUGCAGGAGGAGUCACGGAGGAGACGUCGAGGUGGUCAGAUAUCCCACCAACAUGGACGGAGUCGCGUUUGUCGCUUUUGACAAAGCUGAAGAUGCAGAGAGGGUGGUGCGAAAGGAGCAACAGAUCAUGACUGACGAUGAGUUUCCUGAAAACUACCUUCUCACUGUGUUCCCCUUCACUAGAGAUGUGUUUCUCUAUGUCCCCAGCGCUAUGGUCGAUCUCUCCGUAUUCGGCGGAGAUCAAGCGUCGCUGAUUCAGAGUCUGCAGUCAGCUCACAGGUCGCUUCGUUUCCGGCCUUUGCUCCAGCAAAGGAGAGCCACCAUUGAGGGGCCUUUCACUGCCGUCCAGGCUCUGAGAGAGGACCUCAUCCGCAGGGCCAGCCGGCUUAAAUCCACAAUCUUGGCCCCAGCCGCUGCCGUCAAACUAAGAGAAACUCCUCUUAAUCCGAGGGUAAUAUCUCAUCACAAGUUUGUCGGCUCUGUAAGCUGCAGCCGUUCUAAAGCUAAGCUGGAACCAGCGAGCUCAAACAGCUUAUCAACGCCGCUGCAGACCACAGGUGAGGGAACUGAUGUCCAAAGCCUGCUCUCAAAUGCAAAAACUCAAAACGCUUCCUCGAGGCAAAAAGUUUCCUAUGAGAAUUUGAGAGUAGGGAGCUUUUGCGACACACAAAGUGAUGAAAAGAGGGAGCAGAGAGCUUGGCCCAGGCUCGAAAUGCCCACAGAAUAUGGAACUGAGCGAGCAAAAGCCAACCCCAGACAAGCGCUCCGGGAGGAGAUCAAUGCAGGGAUUAGAGCUUCCUUAUCAGGCAUGGACUUGCUCCCUGCAGAGGGAAUAUCAGCAAAAAACCCAGGAGAAGACAAUAUUUCACAAAAACACACCAGACCAGACGGGAUUUCAGCAACCAAGCCCAGAAGAGAGAGUCAUUUGGGCUCCCACUACAGCCGUACUGACUAUCCGAAGGAAUCACCGCAGAGCAGCUCAGCCGUCACUGCUAAGCUCCUCCAGACUGGACUUAAAGAUGUCGCCAUGUCCUCCGAGAGCGACACGAGAGCAAUCUGUCCGGAGGAUACAUGCAUCUGGGUCGACUCGGACACAUUCAGAUACAUUGCAAAAUUUGACAAGAAGGAGUUCAACAGAUGCUUGAGAGGUCUUGAUGUGACCGCUGAGUAUGUUGAAGGAACCGACCUCGUGCGGAUAUUGUUGACUGAGAAGCAAACCUCCAAGACGUCCUCAAGGAUCCAGCAGGCCUUAGAAGACCUCAAGACCUUAGUGGAGUUUUGGAUGUCGACCUUAAGAGUUCAUCGGAUCUACUAUGAAGAGGAGGAGCAGCCUGAGAAAAAGAAACUGCUUCAGAUCUGCGAUGAUGUGAAUAUCCCGUCCAAUGACAUUCUAUACAUGUUGGAGGAUUCUUACGUAAAAGUCAUCGGCCCUUCAGUGUCUAGUCACCUGUUCUAUAAGAGAGUGGAGGAUAGAAUUAGUCGACUCAAAGGCACUCUUGUAAAUCCCUGAGAAUGUACUAGUUGGAGUAAAUAUAAGUGAAUGUACUUUUAUGACUGACCACAGGGUGGUGCCGUUGUGCAGCAUGUUGCCUUCACAAAACAAGCUCCUGCACAUUUUUUGUCUGAAAUCAACAUCUACCUUAUGUUAUUGUUACAAAUGCAAGUGUUUAGUUACAUUACAGCCACAGUUUUGAUUCCUGUGUUACACCGUUAUUACCGUUACCGGCUAAUAUUUCGAACUAUGCUUUUGCUUUCUCUGUGUUUCUAUGGUGAAACCCUUUUUGUUUUUGUGUGGAUUAAUAAUUAGGCCUUUAAACAGCAGGACUUAAUCCACACAAUGCUCUCACAGCAGUAGGGAUAAGUCUUAAUUAACCUCGUCACAUUUUAAUUACAACAGAUAGGCUUCUAAUUAAAAACAAAAAUGGCAGAUGCCAACCUGUCUCACAUAAUCACAUCUUCCUAUUCUGAGCUUAUAUAAUCAUUUCAUCAUUACAUGAGUUUAAAUUUUAUUUCAUUACAUAAAGCUGUCUGACGUCUCUGGUUUUUGCAGCAUGUCAGCUGGCAAUAAAUAAUUUUCUUUGAA
Molecule: messenger RNA, 2530 nt
Organism: Siniperca chuatsi (mandarin fish)
Lineage: Eukaryota; Metazoa; Chordata; Actinopteri; Centrarchiformes; Sinipercidae
Exons: 3
Coding region: 341-1957 (538 amino acids)
Molecular function (GO): RNA binding
Source: RefSeq, a predicted model, not a curated record